This is a messenger RNA of Drosophila willistoni, 797 nucleotides long. RefSeq names its product 28S ribosomal protein S7, mitochondrial (gene mRpS7). The coding region runs from base 68 to 715 and encodes 215 amino acids. Gene Ontology annotation, molecular function: rRNA binding; structural constituent of ribosome; mRNA binding. Lineage: Eukaryota; Metazoa; Arthropoda; Insecta; Diptera; Drosophilidae. The transcript has 2 exons. Gene Ontology annotation, cellular component: ribosome. The record is from RefSeq and is a predicted model, not a curated record. Gene Ontology annotation, biological process: translation; ribosomal small subunit assembly.
UCUCUCGACAUAUUGCAUAACUUAAAAUUGAUUGAAGUCGAUGCUUGCGCAAGUCUGUUAAUGCAGCAUGUCUUGGUCAAAAAAUAUAUCAAUUAACACAUGGAGGUGCGGUCGCUUAAUGUCAAUGUAUCCCCAACAUUAUGUAGAUCCAAUAUACAAAAUGGAGGACCAAUGUUCCAAACGUACUGAACUGUUAAGACUUAGUCACAUACCAAUCAAGGGGGCCCUCAAUAAUUCAUCGGAUACAAUUUUUAAUGGAGAAAUCAAACAGAAAAUGGUAAAUUACAUCACCAAAAAUGGAGAAGGAUUUCUAUCAAGGAAGCUUAUGGCUCAGACGCUCGAAAUGAUAAAGCGAACCCAACUAGAGGGUUCGUAUAUAUCACCAGGAUAUAAUAAAACAGAAACGGAUGCAGAAAGCCUUUUAAUUCAGGCUGUCGAAAAUUGCCGACCUCUGCUACAAUUGUCCUCCAUAAAACGUGGCGGCGUCAAAUAUCAUGUUCCUAUUCCUCUGACAAACAAAAAGUCAUAUUUUUUGGCUAUGAAGUGGCUAUUAGAUGCUUCGCGUGAAAAGGAUCGUAAAGUUUCAUUACCUGAAAAACUAGCUUGGGAGAUUCUUGAUGCUGCCCAUGGCCACGGAAGAGUAAUUAAAAAAAAGGAAGAGUUAAGCCGCCAAUGUGAGAGUAAUCGUGCUUAUGCCCAUUACAGAUGGAGUUAACGUAGCUUUGUAAAACUCACCCAUUAAUAAACAUUAAUUACACAUUUUUGAAAAAUACAAUAAUUAAUUUUUUGACCAGUGA